AACAGCUGUUUAUCAUUUAUCAAUUUAUUUAGAAAAUAGUGUUGUUAAUGUCUCAAGAAUUUACUCAUUUAGCUAAUAGGACAAGUGAAAAUGUCCAAAAAAUUUCGCAGAAUGCUUCGAAUAUUCAAAAAAUGGUUAAUCAGAUAGGUACUUCACAAGAUUCAGAAAGUUUACGAAAAUCAUUACACAAAAUUAUUCAUUCCACAAAUUCCUUAGCCAAAGAUACUAAUAAAUUGAUCAUAGAAUUAUCUCAUAUACCAUUAUCAUAUAAUGAAUUUGAACAGAAACAGCAAAAAUUGCAAAAAGAAAAGAUAACAGAAGAAUUUACAAAUGCACUGAAUGGUUUUCAAUCUUCUCAAAGGAAAGCUGCCACAAAGGAGAAAGCAAGUAUGGAAAGAGCAAAAGCUAAUUCCGGCAUGACUUUUGCUGAUAUUCCAUUCAAGGAGGAGCAGCCUGUUACUUUUACUAAUCGUCAAAUGCAUUUACAAAUGGAAGAAGAUGUUAAUAUAGGUGAAUUAAGGGAAAGGGAGGCCUCAAUCCGAAAAUUAGAAGCAGACAUUACUGACGUUAAUCAAAUAUUCAAAGAUUUGGGUAUGUUAGUUCAUGAACAAGGAGAUAUGUUAGAUAGCAUAGAAGCAAAUGUUGAAACUGCUAAUGUCCAAGUUGAACAAGGAAAUACACAGCUAAAGCAUGCUCGCAGAUAUCAGGUUGCAGCAAGGAAAAAAAUGUGUAUCAUAUUUGGCAUAUUGAUUGCAAUUGUAACAGUGUUAGCAUUGAUUAUAUGGGGAGUCUCAAAAUAAUAUGCACAAUUAAUUUUUUUAAAUUAUUUAUUCAAAAUUUUUUUUUUUAAAUCACACAUUGUUUUACAAGCCUUGAUAUAUAAAUUAUAAUAAAUUUACUUUAUUGUUAUAUUAAUAUAAAAUAUAUGCCUAUUUAUUU
Molecule: messenger RNA, 939 nt
Organism: Gordionus sp. m RMFG-2023
Lineage: Eukaryota; Metazoa; Nematomorpha; Gordioida; Chordodea; Parachordodidae
Product: syntaxin-12-like
Exons: 9
Coding region: 48-800 (250 amino acids)
Biological process (GO): vesicle-mediated transport; intracellular protein transport; vesicle fusion
Cellular component (GO): membrane; synaptic vesicle; SNARE complex
Molecular function (GO): SNARE binding; SNAP receptor activity
Source: RefSeq, a predicted model, not a curated record